UGAUCUCGUCCCAGUGCGGCUCCACUUCUGUCUUGUGCGUGUGGCGUGUGCCGGUGCUGACGAACAAACCGAAUCACCUGUAUUUCCAUUGCCCGGUUAUCCACCCGCCGCCACCCUUAGUCGCAGAACUCGAGAGUGCCGUGACGCAUCAUUUUAAAAGCCCCGCAGCCGCGUUGUACGUUACAUCCGACCGCAGUCGCGGAUUCAAUUCGUAAUUUUAUAUUAUACAAUCGUGUCGUUUUAAAAACAGUCCUUCUUAUUUUCAUUUAUUAUUUUUAAAACUUUUAUUUAUAAUAUCGUUUUCAAACGUCGUUUCGGUACGUGCGGAAAGUGUUGAAUAUCAAAAAUCGAGGCUUUGUAAAAUAGGGAGAGACAGACAAAGAGAGAGAGAGAGAGGGGAAAUAUACGGAGUUUGGGUAAAGUCGAGACGUCGGAAGUAACCGGAGCGUUGCGAAAAAGGGGGUUUGGGAAAAUUUUGACAUAAUGGCAGAGUCGUACUCGUCAGUUGCGACCGGCGGCAGUACGAUAAUGACAGGUACGAUAAGCGCGAUAAGUGAGAAGGCGACGCUUCGUGACGACGAUCGAGAUGGUGCCGCUGGAACAGGGCGGGGAAGGGUGAGGAACGGUCAGAAAAACUCCAAGGAGAAGCUGCGGGAGCAGCACGCCAAGGUGGAGGAGGACCUUGUCGAAGAGGAACCGAGAACGUCGUCCGGGAAGACCGACCUCUUCAUCUCCGAGACCCUGCCGCUGAUGCAGUGUGGCUCACUUUACAUCGGCGAGGAACGCCAGAAGCGGGUAACCAUGAUGGAGUCCCUUUGCCAAGUUAACAACAACAUCUACAACGGCAACGAGGGCAAGAGUAACAGCAACAGCAACAACAGGAACUUGACCACGAACAACGCGCCCGAGUGUCAAGACCCUCAGCAGCGACUCGCCGUCCUGAGUUUCGAGCAGGUUCGACGAUUGAACGACGUGAUGAACGAGGUCGUCGGCAUACACGGGAGAGGAAAUUUCCCGACUCUCGAGGUUCAGCUACGGGAUCUGGUUACCGUUGUGCGCAGCAAACUCGAGGCCGAUCCGAGCAACGGGGGCGCCGGAAUGAGGGUUAGGGACAUAAGGCUUAACGGCGGCGCGGCCUCCCACGUCCUGGCCACCGAGUCCCAGCCCUACAACGACCUGGACCUGAUAUUCGCCGUCGAGCUAUCGAGCGGGAGGAAUUACGACAAGGUCAAGGCCGCGGUGCUGAGCUCGCUGCUCGACCUUCUGCCGGAGGGUGUGAGCCGAAAACGCAUAACUACGUGCAGCCUGAAGGAGGCCUACGUGAGCAAGAUGGUGAAGGUGAACAACGACGGUGACAGGUGGUCGCUGAUAUCGCUGGGGAAUUCCCGGGGUCACAGAAACGUCGAGUUGAAAUUCGUCGACACCAUGAGGCGGCAGUUCGAGUUCUCCGUAGACUCGUUUCAGAUCGUCUUGGACUCGCUGCUGUUGUUCUACGAGUGCAGCGAACUGCCGAUCGGGGAAAACUUUUAUCCGACCGUCGUAGGCGAGUCGGUUUACGGUGAUUUUCAGGAGGCCCUUUACCACCUUCACAAGAAACUCAUAUCGACGAGGCAUCCGGAGGAGAUAAGGGGCGGUGGUCUUCUCAAGUACUGCAACCUGCUUGUCAGACUGUACCGGGCCUCGCAGCCGGACUACAUAAAGACCCUCGAGCGAUACAUGUGCUCGAGAUUCUUCAUAGACUUUCCGGACAUUGCCCAGCAGAGGAUGAAGCUCGAGAAUUACCUUUGGAAUCACUUCGUCGGACCUCAGGAAGAGGGUCUCAAGUACGAGUACCUUAUGCUGCUUUACAACGUCGUCGAGGAGUCGACCGUAUGUCUUAUGGGACACGAACGGCGGCAGACGUUGGCGCUUAUUAAAAAUCUCGCGUGUCAGGUAUUCUGCGAGGAGCAGCAACGGCUUAUCAAUCAGCAUCAACCACCACCCCCACCCGGACCGCCGGCCACCUUCGUUUACGCCGCGAACGGAUAUUACUACACCCCCGUUAUACCGGCCUGCUACACCUGCUCCUGCAACUCCUGGAUGGCGUGCUCCUCGUGAUGCGACAUCGCCGACGGAGGGCCUCGAAACGACGAUCGGAUCGCGUCGACGACUGCUUAUUAUCAUUAUUAUUAUACCGCCGACGCCGCUGCCUCGUCCACGCUGAAAUUUCCAGUUGCAGCAGCAGCAGCAACGACGACGACGACGACGACAGCAGCAAAAGCAACAGCAACGGCAACGGCGAGAACGUGUCAGAUUUGUCAUCGUCGUAAUCAUCCUUUGAAAAAUCCAAACUUUCUUACACCCCUUGAUAACGGUACGAUUACAGUCGACGAUUAUACUGUACAUCGUGCCGCCGCUGCGUUAUUAUAUUUUCCAGCAACGUCGCUGGUUGUGCAUCGACCCUCGUUAUUAUACCGUAAAUAUAGCAAUCGCGUCGUCGUCAACGAUAUAUAAUAAUCGUAUUCUGUGCGGUGUAUUUUUGUUCUUUUUUUUUCAUUUCGUUCCUUUCUUUAUUCCUUUCUUUUUGUUUGUUUUGUAAACUCUUUCGUUCUCUAUUUUUCACGGGUCAUUCUCCUUUUCUCUUUUUCACCACCAACACCACCAACACCACCUCCUCUUGUUUGAAACACAUUUACACAUAUGUUUGCAUAUACAUGUGGUAUGUUAUCGUAAGGACAAUAUACGUGUUAAACUGAGACUAUACAUAUAUACAUAUUAUAAACAUUAUAUAUAUAUAUAUAUAUAUAUAUCGAAGAAUAAGAAGACGAUGAGAAGAAGAUGGUAAAGAUAAUCGUAUAACGGUACAAAUUUAACAGUGUGGACGACAAAUCUAUUGUUACAAUUUUUUAUUUUAUUUAAAGAACAAUAAUAAAAGAAAAAAAACGAAAACACUUGCUCCACCUUUAUUUUUAUCUUCUUCUUCUCACCUCUCUUUCGUUUCUAAUCAAAAUCUCUUUUCUCCCGUAGUCGCUUGAUUCUCAUAUGUAUAUAUAUAUAUAUAUAUAUAUAUGUACGAUACGCGUAAAUAGAGUCGAAAAUUAUAAAUUAUAUAAAUAUAUACGAGCAUCGAUCGAUCACGCGAUGAAAACGUGCAGGGAAACGGUUCAAGUUGCCAAAAAAAUAAUUAAAAAUAAAAAAAAAAACAAAAAAAAAAGAACGUCGUAUCACGUAAGAUUGACAGAUGAAUUGAAAUUGUCGUUGAUUCGCGCGAUAUGUGAUUUUUUUUAAUUUAACGUUUUGUAAGAUGUUGAAAAGAUUGAUCAGGGCAGAGGAGGGGGGUAUCCGGGUUGAAAAGUGAUCGUGAAAUAUAUUAAUGUAACGUAGGUACGGUAAUACGGUAUUAUAUUGUGUAAUCACUCGUUGUUUGAACAUAAGAGGUAAAACAAAAGGGAAAAAAAAAUUCUGAAGGCACCGUUUGCGGCACAUACAUAUGGUAAAUUUAAUAAUGAAGAGAGAGGGAUAGAGAGACAGAGUGACAGAGAGUGAGAGGGAGAGUGAGUAUGCAGGUACAGAUAAUAAUUUUCCACGAUCUUUUGACUUCGUUUUCAUUUUAAAUCCGAAAAAAAUACAUGAAAUGAAUAAUUACACUUAUGGAUAAACAUUUAUAUAUAUAUAUAUAUAAAUAUAUAUAUAUAUGUAUGUAUAUAUAUAUAUAUAUAUGUACAUGUAUAUACACAUAAUAUGAGUAAAGCAUAUAGUAUACGUAUAUACGUUUGAAAAACAUGGAGAAUAAACGCGAACAAAGCAAACGUCAAAGAAGAUUUAAAGAAAGAGAAUUGAAAAUUGAACGUUAAGGAGAAAAAAAAAAAACUUACGCAAACAAUAUUAAUAUGGAUAACGAUAACAAGUCACGAAUGAAUAAUAAAUCUAAUAAUAUCCUAAUAUUAAUAUCGUUGAGAACUCUUUAAAAGACAGUGUGCUGUGCCUAUAAAAACUGAACGUAUAUCAUAAAUAAUUUCAGUGUUGUCAACCAUAUAUCUAUACAUACAUACAUAUAUAUUAUAUAUGUAUGUGUCUCUCUGUAUGCAUGUGUAAUAUGUGUAUAUAUAUAUAUAUAUAUAUGCAUAUGUGUAUUAUAGAUAUAUGUAUAUAAGUAGGAGAAUUACUAGUGCAGGUCCCUUAAUAUACAUAUAUAUAUAUAUAUAUUAUACCUGUACAAAUAUAUUACAUUUUAUGUAUAACGAUACGGAGUAAAUUGUUUUUUUCUUUAUUUCGAAUUUUCUUUCACCACGUGUAUUAUAUAUGUAUAUUCAUUACACACACAGACACAGAGGAGAGAGAGAGAGAGAGAGAGAGAGAGAGAGAGAGAGAGAGAGAGAGAGAGAGAGAGAGAAAGAGACAGACAGAGAAGACACACACGUUUGACUCACAGCUCGAAGACGUUGCACAGGCGCGAUUAAAAAAAGGGGGGGUAAAGGAUAUACGAAAAUGACAAAAUUGAUAUAAUUUUCCAAGUCAUUCCGAUGAAACAUGAGAUAAGAUAAGAGUACAUAGUAUAGGUAACGCGGAAAUGUAAGUAUAAAUGAAAAAAAAAAAAAAAAAAUAUUCCUUGCAUAAAAAGAUACGCGGUGAUUGAGAGUUGUUUAUUUAUUUUUUAUUUUUUUUUUCCCCUCUUAUGAUCCGCGGUGAAUUGAAAGUACAUGUUGUAUUACUAUACGUUACAUUACAAGAGAAAAAUUAAUACUAUUAUACGUAUGAAGACUGUAGCGAAGUACACUUGAUCGAAUUAAAAAAGUUGGUAAGAAAAAACGUUGCAGGUAGAUGUUCGGAUGAUUUGUUUGAAAGAGUGAAAAAAUAUAAGAGAUGUUGCGUAAUAUAAAAGUACGGUAUAAACUUUGGCCAAAAACUUUGGAAGGAAACAGUCGUGCAGUUUGAGAUAAUAUAAGAAUUAUUGGUAAAAUAACGGGAGGUGUAUUAUUGUUUUUUCUUUUUUCCGAUUUCAGUAAUUCAAAUGAUUCCCGAAUGGGACGUAAAAACGAUGUUGCUUACUUUGCAAUAUUGCAUGGGGAUGCAAAUGAUACACACACAAACACUUUCAUACUUACACAAAAUACGUAUAUAAUAUUAGAUUAUAAUAAUAAUAAUAAUAAUGAUCGUCAUGCUCGAGAGCUGGAUAGAAAAAAAGAAAUGCGGAGAAUAAAAAAAAAAAUCACAAAAGACUUGUAAAAUGGCGAACGUCGUAAAAAAAAAAUCAUACAAAAACCGAAGAAAAAGACGAAACAACUGAAAACAAAUAAACAAAUUUGAAAGAAAAAAAGUUGGAAAACAAAAAAAAAAAACAAAAAACAAAAAAAAAACUAAAUAAUAACAGCAGCAUCGAGAUUGUUGUGUAUAUUAAUGUGUGGCUGUGAACACAUUUCAUUUUAGAUUUACAUGCAUACUCUACUACUGUACGGUGUAUACCAUGAUACUGAACCUAUAAGUUACAUUAUACGUAUAACAUACAUACUUAUAUUAUUAUGAUAAUAUUGUUGUAAGUUUGAACAGAUGAAAAGUGAUUUGAUGAAGCGAAGCGAAAUUUAUCUAACAAUAAAAGUAAGAAAGAGAGAAAUAAAUAAAAAUAAAUAAACAUGAUGAAAAAAUUAUAUUGCUGAAUAAAUGAAAUUUCCAAACGAAACAAAAAAAAAAAAAACGAGAGAGAGGGGGGGGGGGAAGACGAUGACGAUAACGAUACGCAUGCAGUAUACAUGUACCAUACAUAUAUACUAUACGUAUACGGGUAUGUAUAGAUAUAGAUACGCUAAUACGGUUGUGCAACCUUUAAACACAUUCUCGACGGUUUAUAAAACACGGAACCGACGCUGCAACACAACUCUUCCAGAUGUUUGCGUAUAUAUGGUGCGUGCACGUACAUAGAGGCGAUGACGCACACCGGCAGGCAGCCUGAACUUCGUUCCGUUGCCCCGUUCAAACGAAUCAACCAUUCGUAUUCUUGAUUAUUGUUAUAAUUAUCACCGUCAUGUUUUACCUACGUAUGUAUCUACUGACUUACUUAGUUACUUACUUGCUGUGUGUGCGGGAGAAAGAGAGAGACUAUAGCAUGAAACCUGCAUUUUACGGCACUGCGCUAUUGAAUACCGUACGUAGGCAUGUAUAAUAAAGAGAUACGAAGGGAAUCUUUCAAUCUCUCGACUGAAUUUUUUUUUCUUAUCUUUUCACAAAUAAUUUAUGCAAAAACGGAUACGAACACACGGGAUGACUGGAAAAAAAAAAUGCUGUUCCAUUAUUGCGAUUGUGAGAAAAAUUUGAACAGAUACUACGAAAAAGUCGCGCGGAGACGGAAAGGUUUGUAAAGUCUCUUUGUUUUCUUUUUUUAAUUUUUUAUUUUUUUUAUUUCUCCUUCAAUCCGCCUUUACACACAACAAUCUUUACCGCUGUUCCGUUGCUGUUGCGUAACUUUCUUUUAAUUCAUAUCAGAACAUACCGUAAUUACGUUCAAUUCACACACACACGUGCGCGCGCGCUCGAUGUAUCGUAAAAACUUGCAACACAUGCAAAUCUGGGAACACAGAGGCAUGAUUUCGUUAUACGGAGCAGCAGCGAUACACGUACGUCGUACUCCGCAGCGAAGCUGUGUCUCCGUACUUACGAUUAGAGCUGUUUAGUCGGGAUUUGCUGCAGCCGGGGAUCUCGGCUCCUCGAUAUCGAGACUUACUCUGUGACCCCGUUCGUUAGUUGGUUCUAUUCGGUUCGGUUAGGUUCUCGAUUCGUUCGCUCGACAAAAACGACGACGACGACGCUCUUCCCUUCGGCCAUGCACGAGCGAAAGUGAGACCUAGUAAAAAUACUGGAAACUGGUUUCACAGGUAUUAUAACUAAGCCGAUUCCCUCGAUCGCCACAUCCGUGUGUUUAUAUAAAGCUCGUUUAUUCAGAUUCAGCGCGGUACGUAUGAUUACACAUACGUACAUACGGACAGACAUACGAACGUACGUGUGUGUGUGUAUAUAUAUACGUAUAAAAUGCGAGGUGGAUACGCGAUAGGCAUUUUCAUCCCCCAACUUACAUGAAAUUCGAAAAAUUAGUGAUUUUUUUUUUUUGUUUUUAUUUCUUCCUCUUCUACGAAUCAACUUUCCCGAUUCACUUUAACGCGAUAUCGACUGGCGGAUCGAAUUUUGAAUCGUGUCAAAAAAACAGACGCGUUUCGAAGCCUUUCUUCCCUUGUUCUCCUUCUCCACCCUCUAUCGCCCCGCGAUUGCGACGCUCCGGUUUUCAGGCUGCUUGUUCUUUUGAGACUUGUUUGCGGAUUUGAAAAUAAUACGAAGAAUGUUGUAAACUGAAAUAGUAAUGAACACGGUUUAAUCAAUGAUAUAUGUAUUAAGUGAUAGUUCGUAUCCAUCCUGUUUAUAUUUAUCCGUCUUUAAUUAGGUGAUACUACAUAUAUAUAUACAUAUAUACGACUUCGGACGAGAAAAUUACUUUAAAGUGAUUAAUUGUAAAAUUAUUAUUAGUGUAUACACAUAGAUGAACGUGUACGUAUUCACGCGUUCCAUGUGUAGCGGAGAAAAAAAGAAAAGCAAAAAUAAAAAGUCAGCAUGAACUUAUCUAAACAUCUAUCUAAUAUUUUUCGUUGGAUUUUCUCUCUUCGUUUUAUUCUAUUUAAACUACAUCGCGUCCAAUUAUCCUUACUAUUAUUAUCCUCGUAAAUUUUUGCUGUUUUUAAAAACAAAUUUUUAUUGUAAACUAUAAGUACUGACAGCCAAAAGAAUCAAAAAUUGAAAACGAUACUAACAGAACUGUUGAAGUCGUUUUUUCCCUUUAUCAAAUUUACUUUGUUCAUUUUUUUACACAUAGCAUCACUCUUAGACUGUAUCAAGUAAUUACGUGAAUUUCUGUGUAACACACACAAUCCUCGGUGUAAUAAAUAACUGCGCUACGUAUGCACGCGCAGUAUUGAAAUGUCGAUG
This is a messenger RNA of Neodiprion fabricii, 7944 nucleotides long. RefSeq names its product terminal nucleotidyltransferase 5C. NCBI's taxonomy places the organism in Eukaryota, Metazoa, Arthropoda, Insecta, Hymenoptera, Diprionidae. Gene Ontology annotation, biological process: mRNA stabilization. Bases 484 to 2097 code for a protein of 537 amino acids. The record is from RefSeq and is a predicted model, not a curated record. Gene Ontology annotation, molecular function: poly(A) RNA polymerase activity; RNA binding. The transcript is spliced from 2 exons.